AUGGUUUUUAAAUUUGAGGUCGAGUUAUAUGAAUGUCUUGUAGAGGCUCGACAGCAAGGUUAUUGGUCUAUAGUUGGAGGGGUCAGUGGAACUGCCACCUUUAUGGAUUGUAUAGACAGUGCCUCUUCUCCAAGAGGCGGGAAUUGUUCUCAACAACAAGCAGCCAUUUUUGAAAUGGUUGUGGACAGUUCGUCUAUAGUGAUGGGGUUGGUGAUGGUAGCUGCAUUUGGAUUUGGUGAUUUUACCAUUUCAGUCAACCAGAUUGGUUUUGGUGGUUGUACAGGUGGAGGUAGUGGUGCCAGAUUAAAAAUUGAAUUUUAA
Molecule: messenger RNA, 321 nt
Organism: Cavenderia fasciculata
Lineage: Eukaryota; Evosea; Eumycetozoa; Acytosteliales; Cavenderiaceae
Exons: 4
Coding region: 1-321 (106 amino acids)
Source: RefSeq, a predicted model, not a curated record